GCGGCGGCGGGAGCCGGGGAGGCGGAGGCGGGCGGAGGGAGGCGGUGGCGCACGGAGACGCAGCAGCAGCAGCAUGUCGGCCGGCGGAGCGCCAGUUCCGCCGCCCCCGAAUCCCGCCAUGUCCUUCCCAGCGCCGCGGGUCACCCUGCCCGCCGGCCCCGACAUCCUGCGGACCUACUCGGGCGCCUUCGUGUGCCUGGAGAUUGUGUUCGGCGGACUCGUGUGGAUACUCGUCGCCUCCUCCAAUGUUCCUCUACCUUUGUUGCAAGGAUGGGUCAUGUUCGUGUCUGUGACAGCUUUCGUCUGUUCCCUUCUCUUCCUGGGCGUGUUCCUCUCUGGCGUGGUGACUCAGAUUAAUGCCAACUGGAAUUUCCUGGACUUCGCUUACCAUUUUACAGUCUUUGUAUUCUACUUUGGAGCCUUUUUGCUGGAGGCAGCCACCACGUCGCUGCAUGACCUACACUGCAAUAGAACCGUGACUGUGCAGCCACUCCUGAGCGAUAACCAGUAUAACAUAAACGUGGCAGCCACAAUUUUUGCCUUUGUGACGACAGCUUGUUAUGGUUGCAGUUUGGGUCUGGCUUUACGAAGAUGGCGACCGUAACACUCCUUAAAGACUAACUACUGCUUGUGUGUUAGUUUCAUUUGUGUACUUUUUAUGUCUUGAUCAAUUUGGGUACCGUUUUGUUCAGAUAUAACAAUAUCCCCAAAGUAAUUUGUUUGGUAUAUGGAGAGAAUCUAAGUAUCCAUCCAUCUAAGUAUCCAUCAUUUCAUGGAUUGAAAUUUUAUUAUGAUGUUAGGAAAUGGCCUUUAGUUUUACAUUUAUCUGUCUCUUUCUUUUUCUUAUUUUAAAGAAUAUUUCCCUUUACAUCCAUAAAAUACAUAGAUAUCAUUCAUGCAAAAGGGGUAUCUCUUGUAUUAGUUGCCAAAUCACCCGAACCUUAAUUUUAAUAGGUAACUAAAAUUCCUGAAGAAAAACACAUUUAAAAUAAGGUUCCCACUGAACUCUGUGUUUUAGUGUAAAAUGGAGAUCAGCAUUCUUUUUCUCUAAAGGUACAGAUAGUAAAUAUUUUAGGCUUUGUGAGCCAUACAGUCUCUGUCACAAGUACUCAUCUCUGCUGUUACUAUGAAAACAGCCGCAGACAUAUGAAAUGAGUGAGUGUAGCUGUGUGUUCCAGUAAAUCUUUAUUUUCAAAAACCAGCAGCAGACUGGACUUGGUCUGUGACUACAGGCUAUUGUUUGCUGACCUCUGGUUUAAAACCUUGGCUAUGGGUUUUGUAUUUUAUUAAACUGGUCCUCAGAGGUCUAAACUGAAUUCGACAAGCCAUGUGAUAUUUAGUCUCGUUCAGUAAUCACACUGCCUUUGGGUUAAUGGUCAGUUACCCUUGAAGCAGCUGUAGCAUCUCAGGCUAAUUCAGGCAGAGUCUUGAGUACAAGAAAAAGUAAUUUAUGAAGUGAACCCUAGUGGCUUAAUCCACCUAAAUGUUUUCCUAACAACUGAGCAAAAUGCUUAGCUGGCAUUCUUAAAACAAGAGCCCCAGAGACCUCUAAGCCACUCCUGAAAUGGGUAUCUAGUGCCUGAUGUUUUACUUUGGGUUUAUUUAUGCUUCAAAUAGCAGCUGUUUGUCCUGUGCAUGAGUAGAUGAGUAUUUUUAUGUGGAUAUCUGAAGCUUUACCCAAUAGAGCUCUCCAAAGGGUAAAUGUUUUACUGCUAAUUCUUUUACAUGACUCUAAGUUAAAUUCAAACAGAACAUGAGAUGUAACUUAAAGUUGCAGAUUCUCAUUUAGAGAAUAGUCCUAUGUUGUUUUGCACUGGUGAGAAAUACAUAGAAUCAGUUUUCAAGGAACAGUGGUCACAAAAGCUAUCUCUGGCUGAAUAGCACGGAAAAGUAUUUUAAGCCACCUCAGAGACCCUGGUCAUGGCAAAGUGCCAAAAUGGCUUGAGAACAAGUUAGAGUUAGUCCCCAGCUCACACCACCUGUCCAAGUGAGAUACUUAUCCCUUGCCCCAAGAGGGCAACCUCUGGGAAAAGAGAGUUUUGAUUAUUUUAUAUUUUCAGCCCUUUGUAUUUUGGUUGAAUCAUCCCCUACAAGUGCCAUGUAUAAGUAGAGCAGUUAGAUUUCAUGAAACAAUCCUGAAUGAGCAGCAUAAUCAAUGCUCAGUGAUCAAAUGCUGUUUAUGUAAUAAUCCCUUAGGAAGAAGAAUCUUGUUAGGGGUUGGUUUGUGAUGUAACUAUAAAGAUAAAAGGUAUAUUUAAUAUGUGGCAAGAAGAAACCAGUCUUAUGACUUUAUCAUAGCUUUUCUAUAAAAAUCCAACUUCCUUGGUUUUUCCAGUUCCAUACCACACACUUAAACCUGUAUUAUAAAUGGUCUAUUACAAAGUCAUAAAUGUGCCAUAAGGAUAUAUCAUCCAUUCCGGCUGGAAUUGUUAAAAGUCUGCUAGAUUUAGUCGUGAGAUUAUAUUUUUAUUUCCAAGGUAUAACAGGUCCAUGCUGCUUGGUGGCAUUAAAUUAAAUGAUUUCGUGAAACUGCCUUGAUGGCACUUUUAUAAAUGCAUUGCUUCUCGAUCAUAAAGAACCAAGCCUAGAAGUCAUUUAACUGUGAAUACUUAGAAUUGUAGAUUAAUCAUGAUCUAGAUUUGGGAGUUGACUGACAAAGCACUGAACAAAAAUUAUAGCAUUUGAGAAUUUCUUUGUAUACCUUAGCUGUAAAAAUGAGAAAGUGUUGGUUGGUCUUAAAAUCUGGUAACUCCAUGAUGAAAAUAAAUUUAUUUUAUAAGUGUUAUGACUCUAAUAAAGUAUUCAUUUGAUAAUC
Molecule: messenger RNA, 2815 nt
Organism: Odocoileus virginianus texanus
Lineage: Eukaryota; Metazoa; Chordata; Mammalia; Artiodactyla; Cervidae
Gene: MAL2
Product: mal, T cell differentiation protein 2
Biological process (GO): myelination
Cellular component (GO): membrane
Molecular function (GO): structural constituent of myelin sheath
Source: RefSeq, a predicted model, not a curated record